This is a messenger RNA of Hydractinia symbiolongicarpus, 3542 nucleotides long. RefSeq names its product GRIP1-associated protein 1-like. The record is from RefSeq and is a predicted model, not a curated record. Gene Ontology annotation, biological process: regulation of recycling endosome localization within postsynapse; neurotransmitter receptor transport, endosome to postsynaptic membrane; regulation of modification of synaptic structure. NCBI's taxonomy places the organism in Eukaryota, Metazoa, Cnidaria, Hydrozoa, Anthoathecata, Hydractiniidae. Gene Ontology annotation, cellular component: postsynaptic recycling endosome; extrinsic component of postsynaptic early endosome membrane; glutamatergic synapse. Bases 16 to 2613 code for a protein of 865 amino acids. The transcript has 30 exons.
GUUCUACAUAACAGGAUGUACAAGUUUUUAUUCUACUUAUUCCGUGAGGUCCUACCACAGUUAGGCGGAGGAGCAAAGUUGGAGAUUUUGAGCAUUGGAAUGUGUUCUUCGUCCUCAGAGGAGAACCAAUUGAUAGAGCUUCGUACACAAAAUUAUGAGAUAGAUUCAAAGCUGCAUAAAUCGCAAAAUGACCAGGCUAUCCUUCAGGAAAAAUGCAACAGUCAAGAAAAAGAAAUUCAGAAACUUUCAAAACUGAUGAAAUUUCCUGGUUUCCAAGCCAUCACAAAGAGUAAAUCAAAAAAGGAUUUGCAAGAGUUGCUAGAAGAAAAUGAAAGAUUAAACCAACAAAUGCAGAGACACGAAGAUGAUUUUAAGCUGCAAAAUCAAACUUUACUGCAAGAAGUAUCUAGAUUGUCAGCUGAAAACGAAGAGCUGCAGAAAUCUUCUCAUUCAACAUCCCUACAAGAUAAUGAUGAGUACAGGCGUUUAAAAGCUGAAAAUUCUGUCUUGCAACAAACUAUUCAAGAACUUUCAAAAGAGACAGUUACCGCACCAUCUUCACAGCCUGAUACAAUUGCAGAAAAUGAUAAUGUUGAUAUUUACUCAAAAAUUGACAACACAUAUGAAGAAAUGCAACUGAUUAUUGAAAAUGUAUUAAAUUUAUCAAAGACUAGUUCCCCAGAGACUAAUCUGGAACAAGAUUUUACAGACUCUGUGCCCAGAGUUAACAAAGACGAUACUAUGGUGGAGCUCAGGGAAUCCAUGGAUAAAUGUAUAAACAGUUUGAAAACAAUAACUUCGUCAAAAUGCACGUUGCCUGCUAAUUCCAAUAACAACACAGAUCACCAAAUCAAACUUCAAACAGCUUUACACGAAACACAAAUGUUACAGGAACAAUUGAACUCUGUAAAGAGUUCUUCAAAGCAAGAAGUACAACAGUUAAGACAAGAAGUUGAAAAGUGGUCAGAGAAGGCACGAAAGAAACAAGAAAGCUUUACCAAGCUGCAAGAUGAAAAAGAAAAAAUGUACGAAGCAAACAGAUUAGCUCAAAACAAAUUGAAAGAUGAUAGUAUAAAAAAGGAGAAGGAGCUUCAGGAAAUUAUCAACAACUUAGAAGCAACCUUACAGUCUAAAAAUAAUGAUAACAAAGUUGAUGAUCUUCAAGGACAGUUGGAUGUAAUAAGAAGUGAAAACCAAGCCAUGCAAACUGAACUUAUAGCAUUGAAAGAGAAACAUCGCAUUGAUCAGUCUGAGAAGAUAAAAGAUCUUGAGAAUCGGUUGGAAAGUGUUACAAACGAGAGGGAUACCUGUUUAUCACAGAUUCAGGAACUGUCUAGUAAAAACGAAUCAUUAUCCUGCUCAAUAGAGGAUGUACAAAAGAAUGCCAGUGAUAUGAAGACACAGCUAUCUCAAGCAAAUGAGUUGGCAGAUAAAAGAAAAAAGCUCCUUGACGAAUCCUCACUUGAACGUCAUAAAGACAUUGAAAAUAAUCAAUCAAAAUUGCAGGAAGUGAAAGAGCGGUUUGAAAAAGAAAUACAGAAUUUAGUGACAAAACACAAUGAAGAAAUAGAAGAUUUAAAGAAACAAAUUACAAACCACAAGAAAUUAAAAAAAGAAUUAGAAGAAACAAAACAACGGAACAUAAGUUUAGAAGAACAAGUAGAAUCAAUGGAUAAAAAAUCAGGCUGGCUAGAGAGAAGUUUGAAAGAGACUGAGGAGAAAAUGGAGAAGUCACAGAAAGAGCACGAAGAACAAAUAGAUAAAUUAGAAGCAAAGAUGAAGACAGACAAAGAAGAAUUGGAUCUACACCAUACAACUGUAAUAAAGGAACUGGAAGAUUCUUUUAAAAAGCUAGAAAUAGAAAAAAACGAACAGCUAUCUCUAGCGGAGAAUUUAAAACAGGCAGCUAAAGACAGAGAAGUGGAAUAUCGAAUUGCUAACAAAAAGACCGAUCAUUUGAUCAAAGAUUUAAAGCGACAGUUAAAUGGUGAGCGAAAAAGAGCUGAUCAGUUGCAGAUGAAAUUGCAAGAUUUUAUCCAAGAAGUUAAAGUAAAACAAACAUACGAUGAGAUUUUCAAUCCAGAAUCACUUCAGUUAAAAAUUGCAGCUGGUCAUAGAAGACAAGACAGUGGGAGCCAUCUAUCACUGGUGUCAUCUAUAAGUGGUGCAGAUAAUGAAGAUGCAGGCAGAUCACUGAAAACAAGUAGUCCUGUCGAAAGUUCGACAAAUCUUUCUGGUUUAAGUGACGAAACGAUGGAUUUGAUAUCGCGAAUUGCGGAUUUGCAACAACAAAAGUGGUUACUGGAAGAAAGGGUACGUCACCUGGAAGAGAACGGUGCUGCAAUGGCGGACGAUUUGAUGCAGAAAUCACUUGUUAUUCAAGCAUAUGUGAUGGAGAACAAAGCUGAUACUACACCUCAAAGACGUCGGUCUCUUACUUUAAAAGAAAAAAUGAUGGACAAGCUGAAGUUACAUAACAACGAAGAACUAAACCGUGAAAUCAACGCUAAAAUGCAGAGAAUGUUGGAAGAGACGCUAGCUAGAAAUGCGCAGUUGCAACAGGACGUCGACCUAUUAUCGAAGGAACUUCAAACUGCAACACAAAAAUCUUAGGUAUAACACACAAAUUGAAAUAUUAUAAAAAUUAUACAAAUUUGUAUAUAUUAUGUUUUGUAAAAUUAUACAGUUUUAAGUAUUAUAUUUUUUUGGUUAUUUUUUCUUCCGAUAUCUGGCUCAACCUGAGCAUGUUGGGUGAUACUUUCACAGUCUCUGAUUGUGUUUGUUACUUCAAGGUAUUAUUUUUAACAUUUUUAUACUUCAACGUGUAUAUAAUAGAGUUUAACUAAUUGUCAGAAAUUUCGCGGUUUUGCGUUUUUUUUGAAAAUUCCCAAAAGUAAAUUUUACGAAGGAUCAGGUCUUUUUAGCGAAUUUUUUUCCCGCAAAACUUUCUGACAAUAUAGAAAAUUAUGCUUUUUUUAUAAAAUGCUAAAAUCUAACCAGACUGGUCAUUCUUUUUAUUUCUGUGUUGCUUUAAACAAUAGACCAAUUUUUUUUUUAUCCUAGUCUGAUAUUCUUAUAAAAGAUAUUCUUAUAAAAACUCAUGCAAUGCAUCGAAAGUGAGACGAUAAAAAAAUUGUAACAGUAUAUUCUCAUUAAAGGAAAAAUCUGUUCAAUGAAUUUUGAAAAACAUUUCUUCGUUUCACAGUACGACGUGAUUGUUAUUAUGUUGCCUCUUAAUAGCCUUUUCUUUUUUGGUCUUGAUUAACUCAACGAGACAACACAUAAAAUCGGCCAAAGAAAACAAUUGCCGCCAUUGAGAAACUGAUGCAACGAGAUUUUUCUCAGAUUGUUGUUGACCAUUUUUCUGGGGGUGUUGUUGGUGCUUAAACCGAAAUUCACUGCAUUCGCUUUAUAUGUUUUCUCCUCUAAUUAUUAUAAUUUAUCCAUGCAUAAUUUACACGUAAUUAUUAAUUAUUUUAUUUGAUUACGAUUUUGAAAAUAUGUAAAUAUUUGGGAAUACAAAUUUAAGCAUGUGUUUUUUA